AGACAAACUCACGAAGAGGAGAAUGAAAGAUCAAGACGCUAUAAAAUUGUUCGUUGGUCAGAUUCCUAGAAGCUUAGAGGAGAAGGAUUUACGACCAGUUUUUGAAGAAUUUGGGCAAAUUUACGAGUUGACGAUUCUGAAGGAUAAGUACACUGGUAUUCAUAAAGGAUGUGCCUUUUUAACGUAUUGCUCAAAAGAAAGUGCUCUGAAAGCGCAAAACGCCUUACACGAACAAAAAACUUUGCCGGGGGUAAGAGACGCCCUUAUGUAUGUUUUUAUAAUAUAGAAAGAGGGUGUGGCACUACACGUUCUCCUCACGUGUAAGAUUCUAAACGAUGUGCUUCCAUAGUAAUUAUAGUAAUUGGCUGACUUACAUUAAUUAAUUCUUCGUAUAUUAAACGCCAGUUACUCUUGAGGGAGAGGAAGGAGGGAAAUUUUUAUCCUAUAAACCUCCUAUUUAGUAAAUCUUUACAAACGAUAUGAGAUAUCUUCAAGCCACAGAGACGCCGCCGGUUAUAAAAUUAUGUUCAAAGAGCCGUUAAAUUAAUUACCGGAGCAAGAAAAACCCGACCAAUUAAUAGUACUAUAUGUCAAAACUUUACCAUCUAUUCGCAUUUACGUUUAUGAGCAUUUGCAUACUGUAUAUACUAAUAUAUAUAUUGAUUACAGUAUGCAUCUAUAUAAGAAGAAACUAUACGGGUCAUAUAAGCCAAGAGAAGCAGUUCUGAGUCCAUUGUGUUUAGUAUGUGAAGUAUUAUCUUUCGCUUUUGUUCAUCCAAUACUACUAAACAGUUACAAUUACAUUAAUUAGCCGGCUAACUAUGAUUAGAAUUUUAGAUUAAGAGAUGCUUGUCAUGGAACAGUAAGAAAAGUACUUCAGAGUAACAAAUAAAAGUCAAUAAAUUCAUUGACAUUAUUUAACAGCUAUUAUUAACAACAGUAUAUCUUUCUGAUUUAUGUCAGUGUUCGUGGCUAUCCCCCUUAAUCAUGUAAAAGAUAUCAUGCAACUUAAAAGGAUAGUAUGUAGAGUUUGAUCCGUACUUUUUAACUAUUGAUCCAUUUUUCUUCACUUAAAUUGUGGUAAUAUAUACAUGCUUUUAUAUUAUGUAGCGUAUUUUUAUAUUAACUGAACAAUGUGUCUUCCAUUCAAUAGCAAAUUUAUAAAGUUACAGACAUGAUAAUUAGAAAAUACAACAUGUAUUUUCACAAAGAAAGCGUAUUAACAAAGAGGCUUUAACCCUUUAAUUCAGCAGGAUUUGUUUUUCAAAAAUAUCCAACUUCAAUCAAGAUAUACCAAGUCAAAAAAAAAGAACGAAAGGAUAAACUAUCUAAUAAAGUAUUUAUAUUUUCUGUAAUGUAUUUUUAGGGAUUAAUGUAUACAGUAAAAAUGAUACAAAGCUGGCCAAUGCUUCUAUUUGUUUUUACGAAGCAGGUUUCUUCAAAUUUAUAUAAAAAUUCUUAAGUAAGAAAGGAAGUUUUUUUUUUGUUUUAAAUCAAUUUAAAAGCCUCUUAUAAAAAAAACUAUCUGUACCAUUUAAUCCCCGUUUUAAGCCGAUUGUAUUCUUGGACAAACAAAUUGUUUGAAACCUUUGAUAAGAGAAAUUUUAUAUAUACGAAUACGUUGUGGGGUUUUUUUUUACUGAAAAGGUUAAUAAGAACUUAGUGCAGCUGACUUACGAAGUGUACUCUUAUAUUUUCGUUGUUUUGCACAUAAUGUAUUGAAAGUUAUAAUUAUUGUUGGAAUAUAGUAUUAUUUACAAACAUUCAAAGGAAAAGAAAGAGUAUGUUUUACACAUACCAGGUGUAAAAUCCAUUCAUGGUCCUUACCUCAGACAUUGUGUAUUGGGAAUUAUGUUACAUUGUCAUUUUACUUUUCCAGGUGCGCUUUGUCAAAGUACAUCCAAUAUAUAAAAUAUAAUUACAAUCAAUCGUUUUAAGUUUACUUCUUACGUUUAAACAGUGAAUUUAUAAUUGCGGACUGAGAAGGUUAUAGAGUAUCGUUUAAAUAGAUUUUAUUAUACCUAUUCUGUUUCUUUCCUCUUCCCUUCCUACCCAUUCUGCUUCCCCCUCCUCUCUCUCUCUCUCUCUCUCUC
This is a messenger RNA of Dimorphilus gyrociliatus, 2093 nucleotides long. NCBI's taxonomy places the organism in Eukaryota, Metazoa, Annelida, Polychaeta, Dinophilidae. The record is from the annotation of a GenBank genome assembly.